CCUCCAGCCCCACGCCCCGCUGCGAGCUGCGUUUGCCGCUCUUGUGGGGUCGGCGUCGUCCAGGCGGGGCCCGAGGGUCGCCCUAGACCCCCCCCCCCAGCUGCGGCCCGGCCCCGUGUGGCUGUACUGCCCGUUCCCCAGGGGCUGGCCUGCUCGGGUGCACCAGGGUUUGCACCAGCCCGGCCAGGCCCUCUGGGGGCCCGGGCACGUAAAGGCCACGCGGCGGCCCUCCGAGCCAGAGCCCCGGGGAAUCUCCCACCACAAAGUCGGCGGCACAAACCAGCGUCCGGGCGCUUGUGUUAGGGGUUGGGGCUCCUAAGGGCACCACGACAAGCAGCCAUCAAAGGCGGGCGGGGGAUUGGGGUCCAGUGUCGGCACCAUCAGGAUGCCUGGCUGCUCUGCGGGGCUUUGCCUUCACCGGCUCAAAGGCAGGAGUGUGUUGUCAUCCCCGGGUGGUUACACACUGGGAAACAGAGAACUCUUUCUAACAGCCCUUUACUAGCGGGGGGGCGUGUGUGUGUGAUGCAGGCUUUACGGAGUAGGAAGCUACUUCGCUGCCUCACCCUGUUUGCUUUUCUUUUUCGAGAGCCUUCUCCCUAGGGCAAAGCAUAGAGGUGCUCCAUAAGGACAGAAAAGCCCUUGUUUCAUAGUAAAUCUGAAAAUAUGUGGCCAAUAAUCCUCCUUAUGUGGAAUCAUAUGGAAACUGACCCUGGGGAAGGGAACUCAGGUGGGAGCCUAACUAGCUAAGUGGGCCUCAGGCAGGGCACAUGCCUGAGAAGCUGUAGCGAGGAAGUAGCUGCAGGAGUGUGCUGUAAGGAGCAAAACUGGCUCUUGCAGGGAGGGAAGGAAGAGAAGCCCUCUUUGAGGAGAGCUGGGGCUCCAGAUACCAGGACAGAGACUGAACUGAAGCCAGCUCCGGGAAGGAGGGCUGGGGACUCUUGACUCAAGGGAAGAGGAGUGUGUUUCAGUUCUGCAGGAAAGGCAUGCAGUCAGGGCUGAAGGUCUGUGCUCAGCUUGGUACUGAGGUGGAGAAGUUGCAGGAUUUAUUAAAAUGGACCCCAGAAGGGGAAUGCUUUUAUUAUUUAUCUAAUUUGUGAGGACUUGUAAAGGGCCCUGAGCAAAAAAGGAAAACUGAGGCAGUGCUGUGCAGAUUUACCCCAGGUCACAAGAGGGUGCUUUGGAGGCCAAUAACCCUGCUACAGCCUGGGUUUCUAGGAAAUGGUUCCUGAUCAGCUGAGGUGCAGGUGGAGAUAACUUCCCAAUGGAGACAGAUAGUAGUAAUGUGUCUUCCCCAGCAGAGGUCUGGAUCCAGGAAAGUAUCCACCAGCUCUGAGUUAAUUUCCUAUUUCCCCCCACCGUCUCUUCUCUGUUGUGUUGGUCAACACACACUCUCCCUGUCUGCCCUUGUCCUGUCUCCCUUCAUAGGACGUGGGCAGGUGUGCAUCCCGACAGGCUUAAGAACAUAAGAAUGGCCAUACUGGGUCAGACCAAAGGUCCAUCUAGCCCAGUAUCCUGUCUUCCAACAGUGGCCAAUGCCAGGUGCCCCAGAGGGAAUGAACACAACAGGUAAUCAUCAAGGGCCUGAUGAAAUGCAUCCUAGAAUACUCAAGGAGCUGACUGAGGAGAUGUCAGAGCCAUUAGCAAUUAUCUUUGAAAAGUCAUGGAACACGGGAGACGUUUCAGAAGACUGGAAAAGGGCAAAUAUAGUGCCCAUCUAUAAAAAGGGAAAUAAGGACAACCCGAAGAAUUAAAGACCAGUCAGCUUAGCUUCUGUACCCGGAAAGAAAAUGGAGCAAAUAAUUAAUCAAUUUACAAACAUCUAGAAGAUGAUAAGGUGAAAAAUAAGUCAGCAUAAACUUGUCAAGAACAAAUUGUGUCAAACCAGCUUUCUCUGACAAGGCAGGCUAAGAGACACAAAUGUGGAUGUCACCUAGCUUUCUCCCCAUACCAAUGGAGCAGUUGAGAAGAAGAUGGCAAACCGAAUUGCUCAGGCAUUGACACCUAGCAACAAAUGACCCAGAGGGAGAAGCUGUCCUGGAGUCAUUCAGCCUGGGACCGGGGCUUGAUCUCUGCCUUUCGAGACUGUCCUGCCCAAUUCGGAACAGGCGGUCACUCUGUUGUCAAUGCUCUGAAUGUCACUGCAAAUGCUUGGUGAGGUGCCUUAAUCCCUGAAGUGUGGACAAGUCCAUAUCAGGAGUCUCUCAGCUGGAUUCGCUGAACGCUGCUCCUGGUGUGAAGCAGGAGUGCUGAAGGCCCAGAGGUCCAGUCACAGCAGGCAGUGAAGCUGUGUGAUGACCCUGGAGGAAGGAGUGAGACCUCUGGGGAGGGGUCUGGCACAUCAAAGGGCUUCCUGAGAGACUGUUCCAAAGCCAGAGUGUAGCACCAAUCGUAUGGAUCCAUGGCAGUAGGAGAGGUGACAUCAGGGCAGAUCUGUGCAGUGACCCUUGCUUGCUGCAACAGGAGGCGAUCUGAGGGGUCUGUCCAGGUAACCCCAGCCCUGGGCUCUCUGCCAUGGCUUAGCUGGCCCCUUUGGCUCCUCUUCCUCCCAAGGAGACACUGAGAUGGGUUUCUGCCAUUACCCUCCCCCUCCCCCCCCCACCGCCACACACACACUUUUGAGACCCUGCAGGUAGGGCUGGAAGCCUGGGGUCCCUUGUGUAUUGGGGGGUGGGAUGGGGAAGAGCAGAGAGACGCUAGAAGGACCCUGAGCUCUGAGCCUGGAUUUCCAGUUAUUGUUUUACAAGGUGGGUGAGGUAAUAUCUUUUAUUGGCCCAGCUUCUUUUGGUGCGAGAGACCAGCCCAGACCAGCUAUCCCACUUGGCACUGAGCCAAUCAGGCUCUUUCUGUGCAAAUACUGUCUCUGGGUACUGUGGGUACUGGCCACACCUUGUUUGCUUUAUGCAGCAUCCUUCAUUUGUGUACUCACAUGCCAACGCAGGUGGAUGGGGCAGCGGCAGGCUGCAUGGAGCUGGAACCUCACCGCCCUGUAGCUACCAGUUCUCCCUGCGUCCUCCAGCCUCCAGCAGCAGUUCGCAUGGAAUGUUUGGAUCAGAGGCGGACAGCCCUGGUGUGAACAUGAGUGGGGGAGCCUCCGUGGGGGAGCCCAGUCUCCUGGGCAGGCUGGCUGAGUUGUGGGACACUGCUGCAUUCUGACACCUCCCCUGGCGGAAAACAUGGAAAACCAGUUCUGUUAUUUACUAUUAGCCUUUCUUAGCAUGAAAUACCAACCAAAAUACACCUGCAAAGAGCUCCGGGUGCCUGACCAAUUCGUUAGGGUUCCAACAGGAGGGAUAGCUCAGUGGUUUGAGCAUUGGCCUGCUAAACCCAGGGUUGUGAGUUCAAUCCUUGAGGGGGCCAUUUAGGGAUCUGGGGCAAAAAUUGGGGACUGGUGCUGCUUUGAGCAGGGGAUUGGACUAGAUGACCUCCUGAGAUCCCUUCCAACCCUGAUAUUCUAUGAACAGCUAAUGGUGCCCACCCAGCAGGAAAGCAUCAUCCCACACGCAAUGAAUGAACUCAGGCAAUAAAUCAAAGCUGCAAAACAGCCCUGCUAGCCACCCAGGAACAACCCUCAACCCUCCCCCAUAACUCUAUCAAAUAAAGAAAGACCCAUUAGGCUCUGGUGAAGGGGCUGGUCCCUUCUCCUGUACCGGGGAGCCAGACAGGGCCUUUCUGAUUAGAAACCAGGACAAAGAGCUCUGGAGGUAGGUGGAUAUUGGUUGGGUUAGAGCACAUGCAGUGGGAGCAUGCCAACUGCUGCACCACUUCGUAGGGUUGCCUGCCCUGCUCUAGUCCUGCUGGCACAGGGUCGGGGGGACUUUAUCUAGGCCAUGCAAGCAGGGAGGGAAAGUCUCUCUAAACUCACACUACCCACCUGCGUGAAGGCCAGGCAGAAUAUGGCUCUUGUUGUUUGUUCCCCACUGUGGAAGGAGAAUGUGGCCUGUGUCUCAGAGAGUUUGUUUUAUUUUGCACCAGAAAACUUGUGAAUUACCUGCAACCAUAGGGAGGCCUUUCCUAACUUGGCCAAGGACUACUGCUGAGGUCUGAUUAGUUCUGCACCCCUCUGGCACACUGCUUCGGUCUGAAAAGUGUAGUGCUUGUAGGGGCAGACAGCCUUGGGGGGAGGGGUGUGUGUGUGUGUGUGUACGACAGAAAUACAACUGAUUGUUGUGACUGUGACUCUGAGCAAGCAGGGAAAAGCCUUAAAAACUAAAACUGUCACUGCCCUAGGACUGUGUGUGUGUUUUCACUUUCACUUUCAGUUGAGAGCUGCUGGGUGCAUGGAGAAUGUUUCAGUUCCCAUAAAAUUGCUGUACUUUAUCCAGCAAUAGUUGUCUGAACAGACUGGAGUCAGACAUGCCCGGGGGCAAUGCAGCUAUAGCUGGAAGCCCAUCCCUGUAAGAUCCAGCAGGCAGGUGGAGAAAAUGUGAUUGGCAGGGAGAGAGAGAGAGAGAGAGAGGAGGGACCCUAGAGUUGUCUACCCCUCCUUUUUAUAAUCCCGUCCGCCCUUUGAGAAGCAUUUCCAGCUGGGAGCAAGGCACCUCCCGGACCAAGGGUCCAUUUCACUGACUGUGAGAAGCUGGAAAUGUCCCAGUGAUCCUGUAACUGCUGGGAAGUUUCUCCUGGGUUCAUGAGAUGAGGAUUUCCUUCCACUCGCACUGUGCCAUGGGCAACCCCUCUCUGUCCAGUUACCUCAUUUUCUUUUUUACUGUCCGUGUUUCUACACUGGAACCAGUGAAUUUCAAGGUGAUUGGACCUGAUCAUCCCAUCAUGGCCUCUGCAGGUGAAGAUGCCCUUUUACCCUGUUACCUCUCCCCCAGCAUGAGUGCUCAGAAGAUGGAGGUGCGCUGGUACCAAUUCACGUCAUCUGAACCUGUCCAUCUGUAUCAGGAUGGAAAAGAUCAGCCUGAGCAGCAAAUACCAAAUUAUCGGGGCAGAACAGAGCUUCUGAAGGAUGGUAUUGUGGAUGGAAGCGUUGUCCUGCAUAUACGCAACAUCACCCCCUUUGACCAUGGGCAGUUUAUCUGUUCCUUCCAAUCACACAGCUUUUAUGCAGAAGCCGUUCUGGAACUGAAGGUGUCAGGUCUGGGUUCUACGCCUCGCAUCUCUAUUGACAGCUACCAGAGCGGAGGGAUCCACAUGGUGUGUGAGUCUGCUGGAUGGUACCCGGAGCCCCAGGUGCAGUGGAGAGACCUCAGUGGGAAGCACUUACCAUCCCUGACAGAAAAAAUAACUCAACAUGAUAACGGCCUGUUUGAAGCACAAAUUUCCAUUAUUGCAACAGAAACUUCCAUUCAGGAUCUGUCCUGCUCUGUCAGGAACUCCCACCUCAACCCAUGGAAAGAGUCUGUGGUCUACAUUGCAGAUCCAUUCUUCCUGAGAGGCUACCCCUGGAAGGUUGGUGUGUACAUACUCUUGGUUGUUUUGGGUUUUCUCACUUUCACAGCAAGCUACUUCUUCUGGAAGCAACACAAGGCAAAAGCGGCGCAUGUUGCAGAGAAAGGGAAACUCGUUGAUGACCUUGUAAAGCUCCAGUUUGAGCUUGACGAGCUCAAGACUGAUCUUUGUUGGAGAAAAACUCAAGUAUAUCGAGAAGUGAAGGUGACUCUGGAUCCAUCCACAGCUAAUCCUGGGCUGAAGCUGUCUAAGGACCUGAAGACUGUGACAUGGCAAUCCAAACCUCAGGUUCUGUGUGAGAAUCUCAAGAGAUUUGACCAAGUUUCCUGUGUGCUGGGCUCUGAGGGAUUCACUUCAGGGAGAAUUUACUGGGAAGUGGAGGAGAUGGGGAGAAUCUGGGUCAUAGGGGUCGCCAGAGAGUCUGUGAGGAGGAAAGAACAAAUCAAAUUUACCCCCGAGGAGGGGAUCUGGGGGCUAGAACAGACCAGGGAUCACUACUCACUUCUCACCGCCCCUGAGAGCCCCCUGCCACUGAGUGAGCCACCCAAGAAGGUACGGAUCUAUGUAAACUAUGAAACUGAGCAAGUGACAUUUUUCAACCCAGAUAAUGGUGAUCUGAUUGCCAGACUUACAGCUUCUUUCACUGGGGAGAAAAUAUUCCCCUUCUUCUGGGUCUAUUCCCACCUCACACUAGCCACCUGAGACAUUUGGAGAUCAGGUGGGUAGGUGUGUGUGUGUGAGCGGCGGGGGUUGGGGGGGGUUGGUUUCUAGUGCUACUUUUCAUAGAAUCUUAGAUCUGGAAGGGACCUUGAGAGAUCUAGUAGCAACUUAGCUACUUACUUUGUUGUGUCUGUUAUUCCUUGAAACCACUUAAAUCCUACUUUUUAUACUUAAUAAAAUCACUUUUGUUUAUCAAUAAACC
Caretta caretta (loggerhead turtle) is the source of this 6316-nucleotide messenger RNA. RefSeq names its product butyrophilin subfamily 1 member A1. Gene Ontology annotation, biological process: T cell receptor signaling pathway; regulation of cytokine production. The record is from RefSeq and is a predicted model, not a curated record. NCBI's taxonomy places the organism in Eukaryota, Metazoa, Chordata, Testudines, Cheloniidae. Gene Ontology annotation, cellular component: external side of plasma membrane. Gene Ontology annotation, molecular function: signaling receptor binding.